AUGACUGAUUCUGAGCUCUCUGAGGAAAGAAUACAAGAAAUCAAAGAAAUUUUCGAUAAAUAUGACAAGGAAAAUAACGGGCAGAUAGCAGCUGAGGACGUUGCUAAUUGUCUCCGAAGCGCCGGUUCUAUGCCUUCAGUCGUCGAAGUUGAGAGCUAUUCCUUUUAUUUUGGGCCUUUUCACGCAUUCUGUAUUGCUAUUUUCUUCUUCAUUCAGGAUCUUAUACAAGAAGUCGACACGGAAAAAAAUAUACCAGCAAAUGGAAUGUCCUUUGAACAGUUUUGCCAAAUAGCGGCAAAGAAGGACAAAGAUAUCUACACAAACGAAGAUAUCCUUAAAGCUUUUCAAGUCUUUGAUACAGAAUCGACGGGGUUCCUGUCAAGAGAUAUUUUAAUGGAGGCUUUGUGCAGUUCUGGAGAAAAUCUUUCCGGCGAAGAGUUCGAAGCAAUGAUGAAAUUUGGAGGGCUGGACGCUGAUGGUCACUUUUAUUACGCGAAUUUUGUGAAUCGCUUUUCGGGAUGA
Molecule: messenger RNA, 522 nt
Organism: Dibothriocephalus latus
Lineage: Eukaryota; Metazoa; Platyhelminthes; Cestoda; Diphyllobothriidea; Diphyllobothriidae
Source: the annotation of a GenBank genome assembly